AUGGCUAGGAACUCUGGUGCUUCAGAGGACCUCAUCAACUCCUUGGUUUGGAAUACGGCCGAUUCGAUCGAGGACUUGGGCCGGGGGUGGAACCUGACAGAGACUGGACGUGGGGAGUCUCGGAUUAGAGACUCUCCUACCACGUUAGAAGAGACGCUCUCUAACAUGGCAACUAGAAUUGUUGGUGGGAACGAGAAGCACGCCAACGCCGUAAAGAAGAUAGUCACCCGGCGUAUGGAAGAGCUGGAUAUGGAUAGAUGGAUGGGAAAUGACGACGAGGAAGUCGCCCUCUUCAAACAUCUUUCGGAUGUUAUCGCGACUUGGGACUGCUCCGCAGAUCCUUUUGGAUCGCGGUCAACAUCGACUUCCGAUAAAGAUAUCAGCAGAGCUUUACACCAAGCUUGGUCGUCGGCUUUAACAUUUGUCAUAACCCAUAAGACAAACGUCCUACUCACAACCUUCGGCAAUAGUAUCUCACCAGCGGCGAGGCACUAUAAGCCUUCCGCAGCGAUUUUUAAUGAAGUCGCCAACGCCUGUGAGAUUCAAAUGCUGGCCGCUAUUAGGCGUUACCUCCCGACAAUCACUAGAUAUGUAGCCGUGGGAGACCCGAGGCAGCUAGGGCCACAUCUAAAUGCGCAAUUCGAUGGCUCUACAAUUGGCUCUGGACCACCUGAGUCGCAUGGUGGCCAUCGGCUAUCCAUACGUACGUCUACGAGUGCAGUAUAG
Molecule: messenger RNA, 726 nt
Organism: Hymenoscyphus albidus
Lineage: Eukaryota; Fungi; Ascomycota; Leotiomycetes; Helotiales; Helotiaceae
Source: the annotation of a GenBank genome assembly